This is a messenger RNA of Racocetra persica, 366 nucleotides long. The record is from the annotation of a GenBank genome assembly. NCBI's taxonomy places the organism in Eukaryota, Fungi, Glomeromycota, Glomeromycetes, Diversisporales, Gigasporaceae.
GCCUUAAAAGAAAAGCUCACCACAGCCCCCGUCCUUGCCUACCCUAAUUUUUCACAAGAGUUUUUGCUUUUCACGGAUACUUCGGGAAUUGCUCUUGUGACUGAACAAGAGUGUCUGGCCAUCGUAUGGUCCGUAUCCCACUUUCGACAAUAUCUUCAAGGCACCCAUUUCAUUGUUAUAACUGAUCAUUCUGCACUCAAGUCCUUGCUUCGUCACAAGCUACAUCAUAGACGUCUUGCUCGCUGGAUUUUGGCCCUACAGGAAUAUACCUUCACCGUCGUUCACCGUGCCGGAAAAUCUUAUUCUAACGCUGACAGUUUAUCCCGUAUUGCUGAAUCUUCUACUACAAAGCCUGCCAAUUUUUGA